This is a messenger RNA of Fulvia fulva, 1248 nucleotides long. Its product is annotated as Formate dehydrogenase. Bases 1 to 1248 code for a protein of 415 amino acids. NCBI's taxonomy places the organism in Eukaryota, Fungi, Ascomycota, Dothideomycetes, Mycosphaerellales, Mycosphaerellaceae. Gene Ontology annotation, molecular function: formate dehydrogenase (NAD+) activity; NAD binding; oxidoreductase activity, acting on the CH-OH group of donors, NAD or NADP as acceptor. The record is from RefSeq and is a predicted model, not a curated record. Gene Ontology annotation, cellular component: cytosol. The transcript is spliced from 4 exons.
AUGGUAUUUGCACGAUCAGCCCUCCGCGCCGUUCGCCCAGCGAGCUCUCUGCUCAGCCAGAGAGCUGGCACUGCAUUCGCUGCCCGCAGCGGCAUGGGAGGUGUCAGAACGCUGACCGCAACCUCUUCACAACAGGGCAAAGUUCUUAUGGUCCUGUACGAUGGCUUUGAGCACGCCAAGCAAGAGCCAAAGCUGUUGGGUACCACCGAGAACGAGCUUGGUCUCAGGAAGUGGAUUGAGGACCAAGGCCACACGCUCGUGACCACCUCCGACAAGGAGGGCGAGAACAGCAAGUUCGACCAGGAGCUCGUAGACGCCGAAGUCAUCAUCACCACCCCAUUCCACCCAGGUUACCUCACCGCUGAGCGUCUCGCCAAGGCGAAGAACCUCAAGAUCGCCGUCACUGCUGGUAUUGGUUCCGACCACGUCGACCUCAACGCAGCCAACAAGACCAAUGGCGGUAUCACCGUCGCCGAAGUCACUGGCUCCAACGUUGUCUCCGUCGCCGAGCACGUCGUCAUGACCAUGCUUGUCCUCGUCCGCAACUUCGUCCCAGCACACGAGCAGAUUGCCCGCGGCGACUGGAACGUCGCUGAGGUCGCCAAGAACGAGUACGAUCUCGAGAACAAGGUUGUCGGUACCGUCGCUGUUGGCCGUAUCGGUGAGCGUGUGCUCCGCCGCCUGAAGCCAUUCGACUGCAAGGAGCUCCUCUACUUCGACUACCAGGCACUGUCGCCAGAGAAGGAGAAGGAGAUUGGUUGCCGAAGAGUCGAGAACCUCGAGGAGAUGUUGGCCCAGUGUGAUGUUGUCACCAUCAACUGCCCACUUCACGAGAAGACCCGCGGUCUCUUCAACAAGGACUUGAUCUCCAAGAUGAAGAAGGGCUCGUGGCUCGUCAACACCGCCCGUGGUGCGAUCGUUGUAAAGGAGGAUGUUGCUGAUGCUCUCAAGAGCGGCCAGCUCCGUGGUUACGGUGGUGACGUCUGGUUCCCACAGCCAGCACCAAAGGACCACCCACUCCGAUACGCCAACUACGGCCCAUUCAACUCUGGCGGUAACGCCACAGUUCCACACAUGUCCGGAACCUCGCUCGACGCACAAUCCCGCUACGCCAACGGUGUCAAGAGCAUCCUGCAGUCAUACUGGAGCGGCAAGCACGACUACCGCCCAGAAGACCUUAUUGUCUACAAGGGUGACUAUGCCACCAAGGCAUACGGUCAACGUGAGAAGAUCAAGCAGUCCUCUUAG